Linum trigynum is the source of this 666-nucleotide messenger RNA. NCBI's taxonomy places the organism in Eukaryota, Viridiplantae, Streptophyta, Magnoliopsida, Malpighiales, Linaceae. The record is from the annotation of a GenBank genome assembly.
AUGGCGGGAUUUCUCUCUAUGCUGAGGCGAACAUAUCUCGCCGUCUAUAACUGGGUCGUCUUCUUUGGAUGGGCACAGGUUUUGUUCUUAGCUGUGAAGACCUUGAAGGAAUCGGGUCAUGAACAUGUAUACAGUGCAGUUGAGAAGCCACUCCAGCUCGCUCAAACUGCUGCUAUUUUGGAGAUUCUCCAUAGUUUAGUGGGUUUGGUUCGGUCUCCCAUAACGGCAACACUCCCACAGAUUAGCUCGCGAUUGUAUCUUACAUGGAUCAUUUUGCAUAGUUUUCCCGAGGUUCAGACGCACUUCCUCGUUAGUAGUUUGACUAUUAGUUGGUCGAUCACCGAGAUUAUUCGAUAUUCAUUCUUCGGCAUGAAGGAAGCCUUUGGUGCAACACCUUCAUUUCUUUUGUGGCUCAGGUACAGCACUUUUUUGGUGAUGUAUCCCAUUGGUAUCAGCAGUGAAGUUGGUCUCAUUUAUCUUGCCUUGCCUCACAUAAAGGUGUCUGAAAAAUUCUGCAUAAGGAUGCCCAACAAAUGGAACUUCUCCUUCGACAACUUCUACAUCGCUUUCAUUGCUCUUGGAAUCUACGUCCCAGGUUCUCCCCACAUGUACAGGUACAUGCUUAGCCAAAGGAAGAAGGCUCUCUCGAAAUCAAAGAGGGAAUAG